Perkinsus marinus ATCC 50983 is the source of this 492-nucleotide messenger RNA. Its product is annotated as dynein light chain, cytoplasmic, putative. Lineage: Eukaryota; Perkinsozoa; Perkinsida; Perkinsidae. Gene Ontology annotation, biological process: microtubule-based process. The transcript is spliced from 6 exons. The record is from RefSeq and is a predicted model, not a curated record. Gene Ontology annotation, cellular component: dynein complex. The coding region runs from base 1 to 492 and encodes 163 amino acids.
AUGUCCGAUAUCGACGAGGAAGAGGCGGCCCUCAAGAGGCAGCUCGAGAGUUUACCUCCGAUUCGUAUGAAGCAAUGUGACUUUGAUGAUGAGCAGACGAAUAAGAUUCGAAUCCUGGUGGCGGAAGCUCUAGGCAAGCACAAGUUGUCAAAAGAAGUUGCUGAGAGUAUCAAGACGACCAUGGACCAGGACCCAGAGUUCAAUAUCAUACCCGGCAAGGGGCCAUGGCACUGUGUGGUUGGUAAGUCUUUUGGGGGCUCGAUAGCCCAUGAGAGAAACCACGCGGUUUUAUUCGAUGACAUCAACUCCGGCAACACAAUACUACUCUUCAAGUCUAUGGGAGCUCAGUCGACCAUCAUUGGUGAGCAUUCUCUUCAGAUGGUCUUCGCUGUGAAUGUUGUUAUUCAGAUGGGAAUUCACAUACGGACGCGGGAGGGGAUAACGCAGUUGAAGGAGGCUGAUCAUUUUGUUAUUUACAUGCUCUAUGUGUGA